AUGCCCACAGAGGGGGAGAAAAGUGGGGGAAAGUAUUCCCUGCUUUCACUCAUUUGGCGUAUGAUUUUUUGUUACCCUGCUUCCGGUUCUGAAGAACUCAAAGGUACCCGGUACAUCUUCAUCCAUUUCGAUGCCUGGGAGUAUGUGGGAUGUGACCACAUCUGGGCUGGCCUUCUUACAGCGCUGCUUGACGGAAUCGAAGGGAAGAACAAAGCACUUUUUACAACUUUUAUGAUCCUUGAUGGGCAAUCUCUGAAAAAAACAAAGAGAAAGAAAUGGGUUUUUAAAGGAUGGGGGAAACUCUUCAUUCCUGUUAUAACAGGUUUGAGUCUUCUUUUAACAGCAGCUAGCAUGUUGAUAAAGGAAGGUAAAUUCGAUUCGCGCUAUGGAUCCACUGCUUUAGUAGGGGCUAUUCUGUUUAUCACUCCUUUCAUACAUGUAAUGACCAAGUUCUACUUCACACUGAAAAAGAAGCUUCAGACAGAAAUUGACAGAAACACCCUCAGUGCCAAGCUGGGCUUCAUGCAUUUUGUGAAAGAAUUAGUGGAAACCAUAGCUAAUUUCCUCCAGUUCCUGGGAUGGAUAGAGAAGCGAGAGAUCCGGGUGGUCCUGAAGAUCAUCAAUUUGGACAGAUGCACUCAGGACAAAGUGGUGGAUGUUCUUGAUGCCAUAAACAUACUUCUUUCCAACAAAGAUGCCCCAUUUAUCUCCAUCUUGGCUGCCGAUCCAAGCAUCCUUGUGGAAUGUAUUCAAAGAGAAAAGAAACACACGAAUGGCUACUUGUACUUAGACCGAAUUGUGUCCUUGCCCUUCUCCCUGCCGCAGAUGACUCCCAAGGACAAAUUAAGGCUGGUCAAUGAGAUUCUGAAGGUGGAUUAUCAUGCGUGCUCUUACGAGGAAAGCAACAUCAAGAUCACGGUGGUAGGCUUAGAAGACCCCAGCUGUAGCGAAAAGUUAAUUAUCUGUAAGCACUUGAUGAAUAACGAAUACAUCCCAGGGAAUUCUGCGCAACUGAAGAGGGUGGUGAACACAGUCCUGACCAUCUUGUCCAUCACCAAGCUGGAAUCAGAGGCUCCCUGGAAAUAUGAGGAAAGAAUCAGCAUUGAAGAACUGAUAGACUGGGUUGUUCUUUCCAACUGCUGGCCUUGCCGCCUGAGCUGGAUUUUGCAAUGUGAGGAAGAUGCCAGACAGCAAAGAAAGCUUGAGGAAAACCAGAAGGAGGAAGCAGAUAGAAAAGACGGAAGCCGACUAUGGAGGGAAGAAGAGGGAGAUGGCAAAACAUUACUGGAGAUUUACAAUGACAAUGAGCCAGCACUGGCUAAGAUUAAGAAUGAUAUCCAAAAACUUCUGGAACUGGAUGGUGAUCCUGAUCUUUUCAGAAACUUCUUGGCCACCAGGUCCCAGAUCACAGCAAAGUGGGCGAGAUAUUUGGCAAAUUACCUGGUCAGUUUGGAUUUCUCUUUGAAAAGGCCAUUUGAGUUGCUACGGGGCCUGAACAGCAUAACAGCAGAGAAAGAAACAAGUCACCAUCCAUUGAGUGUCACAAGAAAUCAAAAUCCCAACAGUUUGAAAACACAUAUGCUUAGCAGCCAAGACAGUCCUCCUAAGCUGUGCUAG
Molecule: messenger RNA, 1617 nt
Organism: Podarcis raffonei (Aeolian wall lizard)
Lineage: Eukaryota; Metazoa; Chordata; Lepidosauria; Squamata; Lacertidae
Product: NTPase KAP family P-loop domain-containing protein 1-like
Exons: 1
Coding region: 1-1617 (538 amino acids)
Source: RefSeq, a predicted model, not a curated record